Australozyma saopauloensis is the source of this 1020-nucleotide messenger RNA. RefSeq names its product SAM complex subunit (gene SAM37). The record is from RefSeq and is a predicted model, not a curated record. The transcript has a single exon. Gene Ontology annotation, biological process: mitochondrion organization. NCBI's taxonomy places the organism in Eukaryota, Fungi, Ascomycota, Pichiomycetes, Serinales, Metschnikowiaceae. Bases 1 to 1020 code for a protein of 339 amino acids. Gene Ontology annotation, cellular component: SAM complex; cytoplasm.
AUGCCGUCGAAAACAUUGGAACUACACAUUUGGGGUCGGGAAAGCGAAGUAGCGCUAAUUGAUCCCGAAUCGCGUGCAUGUGUAUGGCUUCUUUUUCUCCAUUUGACGCCGUUUAAUACCCAGUUCAGUGUGAUUACGUCGUGCAAUACUAAUCUUGCCGACACUCGCAAACUACCGUUGUUGGUGGUGAAAAAUGGGAAUGAAAUAAUGAAACACGAAGGGUUUUACUCGAUUGUCGAGUUUGUUUCCACGUUGCACCCUGCAGAUCUGAAGUUCAUCCCCAACACAAGAAUGAACUCCACCGAGCUGCUAGUGAACCUCACGCUCACAAAAUACAUUCAAGAUACAUUUCACUACAUUAACCAGUACAAUUUGUACGUCAAUACCCGCAAUUACGAGCUCUACACACGCAAGAUGUUCUCUUCUUUGUUACCUUUUCCAAUGUACUACAAUCAGCCAUUGAAGUUCCAUACCCACGCUUGUGAUCAGGUGAAAGUAGUGGGACUCUCCUCUAGUCUGGCUGGCUUCUUGGGCUUAUCUGGUGGUGUCCCUGAUACUGACUUUGAUGAAGAAGAUGAGUCAAACACUGUUGCGAUAAGCGCACUACACGAGAAGGUCUUGUUAGCCAAGGAUAAGGACCGGACUCUUCUACGAGAGUCCAGAAUGACCAUCCGUUGUCUCAAUCUUUUGGAUGGUUAUGUGAGCCAUGUCAUGGCCUUGUUCAAGGAAUUGAAUCCAGACUCACCUGUUGAGUUUGCCCAUUUGUUCCGCCCUGCAAAGAUUAGUGCCUCAGAGCUCUUGCUUUAUUCAUAUAUAUAUUCCAUGACCCAUGACGUUCUUCCCGAUCGGUUUGUAUGGAAGUAUUUGAGCGAGAAGUUUCCACCCUUUGCUCGCUUUUCGGCCACGAUUACAGAAGCACUCAAUGAGUCAAUUGUCAAGGAUCAUUUCCGGGCUGCUCGCGAUGCAGAAAUUCCCAGUUUGUGGAACGAACUCAAGUUCAUGGCUCCCUCUUUGAAGUGA